GCACUUUUACUCAAAGCGAUCGGCUCCGACCUUGAUCGUGACCCAGACGAGACAUUGCAGGGAAGCAGUCGCGUCAGAUACCAAUUCUAUGUAGGAUGAUGGCAUGUCUGGCGGACGAUGGAUCCGCCGUAUUUCACGAUAAACGCGUGUAACCGUUGUCGCAAACGCAAAGCGCGUUGUGAUACACAGAUUCCUGCAUGCCAACCAUGUCAAAACUCAGGCUCGAUAUGUGACUACACAGAUGGCCGCUCGGGUGAUGUGCAUCCUCGAAGCUACAUCCAUGACCUGGAAGCUCAACUCAUGCGCCUGGAAGCUCAGCUUCGAGAGGUUGAUGAUGCGACAAUCGAGGUGUCGCCACCUACAUCGACAUUGCGCUCCGAUGACGAGCCUGCCCAAGACUUGAUUCGCGUGGGUGAUGAGGGGCAUGCUCAUUUCAUCGGAGCUUCAAGUGGAAUGUACUUGGUUCGAUCAGUUCUUGAGUCCGCUCAGCAGAACUAUCCCAACUUCGAAUCUCCAUCCGAGGCAACAGAAGCUCGAGUAGGACCAAAGGACUCGGCUAGCAGUAGUAGCAGAAUUGCCCUGCCAUCACGAGAGACAGCGAAUAGUCUCAUCGACACAUUCUUUAGCCAAUAUCAAGUCCAGUAUCCCAUCCUCAACCAGCAAGAAUUUACCAAGGCUGUCACAGAACUCUAUGAUAGCCUGAACGACAGAGAAGGCCAAGCUCGUUUGGCAACCGAAGACGUCUGGACCCGAUUCAUGCUCAACAUGGUUCUUGCCAUUUCUCUCAUGUUCAUGUCUAAUGACCAUAAUGAGAGCACGACCCUAUCGAAAGGCUUCACUGCUAAUGCCAUGGCAGAUAUCAGUCUGAUUAUGCAGACAAAGAAUGUACAGUCAGUGCAGUGUCUGCUUCUACUAUUGCUGCUGUCUAUCCUUGACUCAUCCUCUGCACCGGUCUGGUAUAUAUCUGGUCUCUGCAUGCGCAUGUGCAUUGAUCUUGGAUAUCACUCCGAGACCACAAUAGCUAUCUCUUCAUCCGAUAACGAUACUGAGGUUCAGAGAAUAGGGCAAGCGGAUACAAAGCGCAGACUUUUCUGGGUCACAUACAGUUUCGACAGGACACUCAAUAUCCUUCUUGGUCGGCCUUUCACCUUUGAUGAAUUUACUGUCGACAUUAAUCUGCCGAAGCAUUCCUUGCUACCAAGUAAAAGGCCACAAAUACUGCAUUGGCUUGAGUUGCAGCGACUUGAAAGCGAUAUCGUACACAAGCUCCACGCAGCAAGAGGUAAAGCCACUCAGGAGGAAGAGGGAACAGACCUUCCACAAUGGACGAUUGAGAUGGACCGACGCUUAAAAUCGUGGAACUCGGUUGCUCUUACUCUCACUGACUCCGAUGGUCAUAACGUCAACUGGUGGGGCUAUUGGUAUCGAACAGCAUUGCUCAUCCUCUACAGACCAUCACCGUCUCGUCCAAGCCUAUGUACUUCCGACACGUUGUCAUGCUACGAAGCGGCAAAGGAUCUCAUACAACUCUCGUUCCUUCGUAUCAGUGAAGGCCUAAUGGACUUCACCUGGAUAGACCUGCAUUUCCAAUUCAUGAGCGGAGUGACUCUCGUGUUCAUCGUCUGGAAGAAUACUCAGGCGCGCAUGAAGGCAAAAGAUGACUGGGUCUCAUUCAAGAGCUGCUUAUUUCAGUGGAAGACUAUUCUUGAGAAGCUUAGAGUACGGUGGGAGAGAAUUGCCCGGGCUCGUGAAGCACUAUCCAAAUUGGCUGAUGCUACAAUCGAUCUUGUCGAGAAGGACAUGAUGCGAUCAGCAGGAGGAGGCCAACAGCUACCGAUACACCAUAACUCAGAGGAAGCACGCCGAGAUCGAAGGCGCUCCAUCAUACAGCAGCUCCGGAGACAGGAUUCUGAUGGCGUGUCGCAACAAAACCCGGUUCCCGUUGGAAGUGAUACAAACAUGCAAAACUCGAGCCCUGGAAAUUUAGACCCAGGCACAAGUAGCAGAAGGAUCACUCAGAUCUAUGGAGCUGCUACGAACACUGAGAGUCAGGCCCAAUCAUCCACCGAUACGGGUGAGUACGCGACACAGUCUUUCGGCGAGAAUUGGACAGCUUUCGAACCAUCUACAAACCCUCAACAACAGUCGUUAUUUGGAGACACACAAGGCCAGAGCAACAUAUCAUCUAUGAUGACGGAAGAUACUUGGCCACUCUUCGAUCUCUCAGAUGUAGCGGUCGCACCCGAUGAGCUCAACUUCUGGACGUAUUUGUCAGCUCCAAUGCUUGGAGUUGAAGAUAUGGCAACCUCUCAGUUCAACCCUACAGGAAGGGCAGAUGAGUCAUUCACGAACAGCAUUCUUAACUUUCACGGAGACUUUAAUAACAUCACUCCUGAGAUGCCAGUUGAGUACCCAGAAGAUGGAGAUUAUGGAUAUAACGCUGGGCAGUAAUGGUUGGUUUAUGAAAGAAGUAUGGAUAUGUAAGAUAGAGCGAGAAUACCCUCGAAAUAUGAUUGAUAUUGUACUCACUAGUCUGAAAC
Fusarium redolens is the source of this 2540-nucleotide messenger RNA. Its product is annotated as fungal-specific transcription factor domain-containing protein. The transcript is spliced from 4 exons. The record is from RefSeq and is a predicted model, not a curated record. Gene Ontology annotation, biological process: positive regulation of transcription by RNA polymerase II; DNA-templated transcription. Bases 118 to 2451 code for a protein of 777 amino acids. Gene Ontology annotation, molecular function: DNA-binding transcription factor activity, RNA polymerase II-specific; zinc ion binding; sequence-specific DNA binding. Lineage: Eukaryota; Fungi; Ascomycota; Sordariomycetes; Hypocreales; Nectriaceae.